CUGUCCUCCAUGUUUUAAUAAGCAUUGACAUAUCACACAGAGUUUUUAGCCAUGCAUCCACAGAGUGUGGCAGAGGAAGAGGGAAAAGAGACAACAGAAGGAAUGGAGAUCUCAACACGAUCCAAAGUUUCAGACACAGCGUCAACAGAGCGGAUGGCCCAAAAACGAAAGAUGCCGAGUCCCUCUCACUCAUCGAACGGUCACUCCUCUGCUGAAACAUCCCCAUGCCCAAUGAAAAAGAAGAAGAAACCUGGUGCUGUUAGCAGCAGCAAAGACCAGUCAGAACUAAGACAUGGUCCCUUUUACUAUGUGAAGCAGCCAGCACUCACCACAGACCCUGUUGAUGUUGUACCGCAGGACGGCAGGAAUGACUUCUACUGCUGGCUGUGCCACCGCGAGGGCCAGGUGCUCUGCUGUGAGCUCUGCCCCAGGGUGUACCAUGCCAAGUGCCUCAAACUACCAGCCGAGCCCGAGGGCGACUGGUUCUGUCCGGAGUGUGAGAAAAUAACAGUUGCAGAGUGCAUAGAGACUCAGAGCAAAGCCAUGAUGAUGCUAACUAUAGACCAGCUGUCUUACCUACUAAAGUUUGCCCUUCAGAAGAUGAAACAACCAGGUACUGAACCCUUCCAGAAACCUGUCUCUCUUGAACAGCAUCCAGAUUAUGCAGAGUACAUUUUUCAUCCUAUGGAUCUUUGCACACUUGAGAAGAAUAUCAAAAAGAAAAUGUAUGGCUGCACAGAGGCCUUCUUGGCAGAUGCGAAAUGGAUUUUGCAUAACUGUAUUAUAUACAAUGGAGGCAAUCACAAACUGACAGCUACAGCUAAAGUAAUAGUAAAAAUCUGUGAACAUGAGAUGAAUGAGAUUGAAGUUUGUCCUGAGUGUUAUCUGUCUGCUUGCCAAAAGAGAGACAACUGGUUUUGUGAGCCUUGUAGUAACCCACACCCUCUAGUGUGGGCCAAACUGAAAGGAUUUCCAUUCUGGCCUGCUAAAGCUCUGCGGGACAAAGAUGGACAAGUGGAUGCUCGUUUCUUUGGUCAACAUGACAGGGCAUGGGUUCCUUUAAACAACUGCUACCUCAUGUCCAAAGAGAUUCCAUUCUCUGUGAAGAAGACCAAAAGCAUCUUCAACAGUGCCAUGCAAGAGAUGGAAGUCUAUGUGGAGAACAUGAGGAAGAAGUUUGGAGUGUUUAACUAUGCCCCCUUUAGGACACCCUACACUCCUGACAACAACUUCCAGAUGCUGCUAGAUCCCUCCAACCCCUCGUCCACCCCAGUCAAAUCUGAGAAACAGGAGAAGAUCAAGCUGAGCUUUGAUAUGACAGCAUCACCUAAGAUCCCUUUGGCCAGGACCAUGUUGUCUGGGGCUGGGGUGGGAGCUGGCACCGUUGGGCGACGGUUCCCUCUCAGUGACAUGCCUCGCUCCCCCAUGAGCACCAACUCCUCUGCUCACACCGGGUCAGAUGGCGAACAGGAGACAGCAGACAAGUCGCAGGCCAAAGGCCCAAACAGCCAGUACAGUGCAGGAGAAGAGUCCAUGGACUGUACAGCAUCACCUGCCCAUCCACGACCUGGUCCUGCAGGCAGUUCAUUGGACAGCCCUAAACCAUUCCACUCUCAAGCUCCUGGCCUCGCCAAGCAGGAGAAGACACCACAGACAGGAAGCAUUCUGAACCUCAAUUUAGAUCGGAGCAAAGCAGAAAUGGACCUAAAAGAGCUCAGUGAAACAGUUCAGCAGAAGCAAGGAGCCACACCAGUCCUUACUUCUCCAAAAAGACAGAUUAAGAGCCGUUUCCAGCUGAACCUGGACAAAACCAUUGAAAGUUGCAAGGCACAGCUGGGUAUCGAUGAGAUCUCUGUGGAUGUGUAUAAAGGUGUUGAACACAGUGACUCAGAAGACUCUGAUAAAUCUGACUCGAGUGACAGUGAGUAUGCCAGUGAUGAUGAGCAAAAGACCAAGGAUGGCCAGGACGCAGCACCAAAUGAUGAAGCCCAGAAGGACCCUACCAAAACUAAAGUCAAAGACCAGGCUUCCCCAAGCCAAGAUAAGGAAGGUAAAGCUGAUACACCUGUGGCAUCUGAGUCGGCAGCAGCUGAUGCCACUGCAACAGUAUCAGAUGCUCCAACUAAGGAGAAAACAAGCUCUGAUUCAGAGAAAGAGAGCCCAGAGAAGACCAAAGCACCUCCAGCAUCACCUGCUCCCAGAGAGAAGUCUCAGGUGAAAGAAGAAGCAAAGCAGCCAAUGCCAGUGGAGGACUCUGACUCUGAGAGGGAGCUGGUCAUCGACCUUGGAGAGGAACAGGGAGGCAAAGACCGGAAGAGGAGCAAGAAAGAAACAACCCUUGCUAAAGAAUCACCUGCUGGUAAAACUGAAGGCAAAGCCCUGACCCCAUCCACUGUCCCGUCUCAAAGCAGUGCAGCUCUUUCCACACCCUCCAGUGUUUCCACACAGUCCUCAAUGGCCAUUCCCGUCACCAUGGUCUCCUUCACUACUCCCUCUCCCGCAACCAUAAGUCUUGCAACUGUGUCCAGUGCCACAGCAACACCCCCCUCCUCCUCUUUGACCUCCACAACUCCAGCUUUGAAGAAACAGCGCCCUCUGCUGCCCAGAGAGACAGUGCCAGUGGUGCAGAGAGCUGUGGUGUGGAAUCCCACUGCCAAGUUUCAGACUUCCUCACAGAAGUGGCACAUGCAGAAGGUGCAGCGUCAGCAACAGAACCAGCAACCUGUGGCAACCACCCAAACUCAGGCGUCGUCACCCAGGCAAGGCCAGACCCAAGCGGUGACCCAGACACAGGCGGGGAACGUCUCGACAGCGGUAUCCUCAUCUUCAGCACAGCAGUCUUCACAAAGCACACGCUAUCAGACCAGACAGGCUGUCAAAGCUGUUCAACAGAAAGACACUCCACUUAGCACGUCCACAUCCGCUGUCACCCUGGUAUCCAGUAGUCCAGCUUCUGCUGCCAUGAUGGCAACGUCAAGUCUAGGCACAGCUGCUUCAUCUUCACCAGUGGCAACAGACCAGUAUAUCCCCACGGCGUCAGCGGAUGUGGCUGCAGACAUCGCCAAGUACACAAAUAAAAUAAUGGAUGCAAUCAAAGGUACAAUGACAGAAAUCUACAAUGACCUUUCCAAGAGUACUUCAGGGAAUACAAUAGCAGAGAUAAGACGACUGAGAAUCGAAAUAGAAAAAUUACAGUGGUUGCAUCAACAAGAGUUGUCAGAAAUGAAGCACAAUCUUGAGCUGACGAUGGCAGAGAUGAGACAAAGUCUGGAGCAGGAGAGAGAGAGGUUGGUGACAGAGGUGAAGAAACAGAUGGAGCUGGAGAAGCAACAGGCAGUGGAUGAGACAAAGAAGAAGCAGUGGUGUGCUAACUGCAGGAAAGAGGCCAUCUUCUACUGUUGCUGGAACACCAGCUACUGCGAUUACCCCUGUCAGCAAGCCCACUGGCCAGAACACAUGAAAUCCUGCACUCAGUCAGCCACAGCCCCACAGCAAGAACCUGAGGCUGAGUCCACAGCAGACCUCCCAAACAAAGGGUUAGGGCAGACUAGCAGUGGCCCAAACCCUCUCAGAGACACGCCAGUCUCUGCACCACCAGACAAAGACUGUGACGUGGAGAAGAGUACUGACAGUGUUGCUGUCACUUUGUCAUAACGCAACUUACCAUACUUGAAAAUGUAAAUGUAUAUAUUGUUUUUUCACUACAAGGAUAUGUGCAUGUAAAUUGUUCUGUUCAAGCGGUUAUUAAGGGAGCAAUCCAAAUUAUUUUUAUUUUUAUAUUUUUGUUUGCCUUUCUGGGCUCACAUACUGCCCCCAGUUCACAUGGUCUUUGAAGCAUUUUAAAUGUAGAAACAAGACUGGCAGCAGAUAGUUAGUAACCACUAGAGGGGGUAGUUUAAAAAAUGUAUACUGCAUAUUCAUGCACUUUGUUGCAGUCUAUAGAGAGUUGUCGGUAUAAAGAUCUUAAGAGCAUGCUUGAGUGUCACAAAACAUACACAUAGUGUAAAGGACAACAGUUUAACAGUUUCAAAUUGCAAAAAUGUAAACCAUGUUAAUGGACCACCUCAGUUUUAGAUUAGAGGACUGUUGACAGGAAUGUCUGUAAAUGACUUAUUUUGUAUUCUAUGUUAAUUUAUUUGUUAUUCUAAUGUUGCCUGCUGUAUACUGCAAAGAAAAUAACAAAUACAAACAUUUUAAAUGA
Seriola dumerili (greater amberjack) is the source of this 4201-nucleotide messenger RNA. It is a transcript of the gene zmynd8, whose product is annotated as protein kinase C-binding protein 1-like. Lineage: Eukaryota; Metazoa; Chordata; Actinopteri; Carangiformes; Carangidae. Gene Ontology annotation, biological process: regulation of DNA-templated transcription. Gene Ontology annotation, molecular function: protein binding. The coding region runs from base 52 to 3654 and encodes 1200 amino acids. The record is from RefSeq and is a predicted model, not a curated record. The transcript has 21 exons.